Molecule: messenger RNA, 2998 nt
Organism: Carassius carassius (crucian carp)
Lineage: Eukaryota; Metazoa; Chordata; Actinopteri; Cypriniformes; Cyprinidae
Product: rab-like protein 6
Exons: 15
Coding region: 332-2467 (711 amino acids)
Cellular component (GO): cytosol; nucleus
Molecular function (GO): GTP binding; GTPase activity
Source: RefSeq, a predicted model, not a curated record
AUCAUAAAAUGAAUACUUUCAGCAGCUAAAAAAAUGGUUUUAAGUUUCUAUCUUUUGUUUUCUCGCAGGUGAUGCCAGUAGAGCGGUAUGGACAGUUAUCAACGGUUACAGUGGCUAAAUCUAGGAUUGUAAACUGUUGAAACAGAAAAUAAACAUCUGCUAACUGCAUCAAUAUAUAUAUUGAAGACGGACUCCACUCUUGACUUUUAGACCACGUCACACUUGCCAUCAAUAAUGUCAGGUUAAGAAAGUCUGAAGUCUCCGAUCUUUGACACCACAGUGAGUGUUUCCCCAGAAGACCCGUCUUUAGUAUUGCUGGACUUUCAUCGAGAUGUUCACCGCUCUGAAGAAGCUGGUGGGCUCUGAAGCAGGGCAGCUCAGGGAUAGAAAUAUUCCUGCCGGCCUACAGUCCAUGAACCAGAGUCUACAGAAGCGUUUUGCAAAGGGCGUUCAGUAUAACAUGAAAAUAGUCAUCCGUGGGGACAGAAACACAGGUAAAAGUACCCUUUGGCACCGGCUUCAAGGGAAAAAGUUUCUGGAAGAGUACAUCCCCACGCAGGAGAUCCAGGUCACCAGCAUUCACUGGAACUACAAAACAACAGAUGAUGUAGUGAAAGUUGAAGUCUGGGAUGUUGUAGAUAAAGGGAAAGGGAGAAGACACGGAGAGUUUCUGAAAUUGGAAAAUGAACCUCAGGAGUCGGAAACCGAGAUGGCUCUCGACGCAGAGUUCCUGGAUGUUUAUAAGAACUGUAACGGCGUGAUCCUGAUGUUCGACAUCACCAAACAGUGGACAUUUAACUACAUCAUGAGGGAGUUGCCAAAAGUGCCGACACACGUCCCAGUGUGUGUGCUGGGUAACCAGCGGGACAUGGGCGAGCACAGGGUCAUCUUACCCGACGACAUCAGAGACUUCAUCAACCGUCUGAACAGACCGCCGGGCUCCUCCUACAUCCACUAUGCCGAGUCCUCCAUGAAAAACGGCUUUGGUCUCAAAUACCUCCAUCGAUUCUUCAACAUCCCAUUCCUGCAGCUGCAGAGGGAGACUCUGUUACGGCAACUGGAGACAAAUCAGCUUGACAUCGAUGCCAUGCUCGAAGAGCUCAGUGUCCAGCAGGAGACCGAGGACCAGAACUAUGACAUUUUUCUUGAGAUGAUGGAGGCACGCAAAGCUUACGGCUCUCCGGCGCCAUCUAAUGGCCAGAGCCCAUCCUCGGGCUCACAGUCCCCUGUGGUGCUGCCCGGAGCCGCCUCUCCCAGUAACUCCAGCCCCAGUACCCCUCAGGCCCCUGUCCCGCUGCAGGCCCAAUCCACCCCUCCACCACCUCCAUCUAUACCACACCCUCCCACCCAGACCACAGCCGUCCAUGUUCCCCAGACACCAUCACAAACACCUCCUCCUGCCCAGAGACGAGGCUUCAUCUCACGCCUGUUCGGAUCGUCCGCUGCAGAGGCAGAACCAGACAAACCAGAAUCUGUGGGCUCUGAAGAGCCGAAGCCCUCUGGAAAGGUGCAGAGUGUGGAGGACUUUGUGCCGGAGGUGGGCAUGAAACGGACCGUUCUGGAAGAUGGUAGAACAGCAGUUAAAUCAGCAUCAGCUCCCAUCCUGGACAGUGAUAGUGAUGGUGAGGGACGGGGAAAUCCUCUGGUCUCUGGCUUCCAGGAUGAUUUAGAUCCAGAUGACAGAGCGCUGUCCCAGCCUGCCGUUAAAGCGGCGGUCCCGAGCAUGAGCGUCACACUCACGAGUGAUGAAGAGGAGGAAGAUUCAUCUCUGCCCUCUGCUGCCCAGUACAAAGGCAUCGGCUCGGGCCCAAACUCAAAGAGUUCUAGAUCUGCAGUGAAUUCUGUCAAACAGCUGCAAACCAAGUCUAGACCAGCUGAGAGACCCCAAAGCCUGAAGACCCCAGCAGGAGCUGCAGUGCAGCGACUGAAGACAGGAGGCGCUGAUGAGGCUCAACAGAUGCUUUCAUUUGUCAUGGACGACCCCGAUUUUGAGAAGGAAGAGUUUGAUGGACCCAAGAUCAAAAAGGGCACUUUUUCUGCACGAGAUGACUUAUCUGACAGGUCGGAUGAUGGCUUUGUGUUAGCUGGACUCCCAGAGCCCCCCAAACCUGCUGCCCCCUCAUUUAAGACCCUAAGCAGUGACAUUGACCUGUUCAGCCUGGGGUUUGAAGAGACGACACCUAAGAGUAAAGACAGCAGUGAAGACCAGGAGGAUAAUGAAAGCAGACACUCUACAAAGGACAAGAAAAAGAAGAAAAAGAAAAGCAAAGAGGAGGAUGAGAAAAGCAGCAAGAAACGACACAAACACAAGAAAAAGGAAAAGGAUGAGGCGGGAACAGGAGACGAGAAAGAAAAGAAGAAGAAGAAAUCUUCAAGGACCACAGGGGCUGUGGACGAUCUUGAGGCCUUCCUGGCAGGUGGAGACGGACCAGGAAACAGUGAGGGCGGAGACUAUGAAGAGCUCUAACCAAUCAGGGUUUGACAUCCACACCGUGUGACAUCGCCAGGUCAUUCUCCAAUCCAUUCCACCUGUUUCACAGUGCCUAACCUUUUGAGUUUUCACAGCGUUUUUGUUCUUCCAGCAUUGCAGCUUGAUAAAUUGGUACGUGGCACCGUUGUUCGCCUCAUGCUGUUUUCCAGUAUUUUCAGACAUAUAACUUUUAGAUGCAUUUUCAAAUGAUCCAGCAUUUAUUCGGUUAUUAACUGAUUAGAACUCGAAGUCCUUCCACAAAGAUUUGAAGUCAUUUUAGCUUUGUUGGUUUUGUUUCUGUCUUUGUCAGUGUGUGUGUGUGUGUAAAUAUGUGUCCCUUAACAUUAUGGCAGCUCUGUGUGUGCUUGCAAUUUAUUUAGCAAGCAUAUAGAUGGAUUAAUCAGACUUCCAUUCAAAUCUACGUAACAUACAUGAGCAGAGCUCAUUUCUGUCAAACUUUCAAAUAGAUAUUCACAUUUAAUUGAACAUUUAAUACAAGAAUGGAUUUCAUGAACAGUUUGCACAGAA